AUGAGUUUAAGUUAAGUAAGAUUAUCAUAUUGACUUUAAAGGCAGGUCGUUAAGCCAUAAAUCCAAUUACAGGGGAAUCUAGAUUCCAAGCACCAGAUUAUCGCCGGUCCUAAGAAGUCAAGAAUGAACCUACAAGAACAGCAGAAUCAAGGAGAAACUUUGCAAAUACUUCAGUGCCUGUUGAGAAUUAGGAAUAAAAUAUAUUCUAGAUGGAUAGGAUUGCUCAGUUGUAAGAGUAAGUGUAAAUGCUGGAAAAGUAACUUACUUAAGAAGUUAAGCGGAAUUCUAAAAUGUUAGUUGAAUUGGAAAGAGAAGUUAGGACAAGAGGUUAAAUGGGAGAUGUAUUAAUUCUAAACUGAUAAUAGCCAAACCAAAUGUUUGAGGACUUGUAGAAUAAGAUGUAUUCCCUGGAAACCAAAAUUAUAGCCUAAGAUAGGCAAAAGAGUGAAUUGGGUUCUAAAGUGGCUAUCUAGGAGUAAAAUCUUAAGGAGUUGUUGUACUUCUUGAAGAACACUUAAAAUAAAGAUACAAACGAGGUUCUGUAGAUGAGAGGAAUGUUGUAGGAAAAGAUAACUGAAGAGAGUUCGCAACUCUAAAAAGAAAGAGAAAAGACCAAAGCCUUGUUUAUGGAGAUGGUGAGAUUGGGAGAGUUGUAAGAAAAACUAUAGGAAUCACUUUCGACUUCUCAUCAGCAUUUUGAAUAGAGAAUUAAUGGAAUGGAGAGCAAGAUAUACAAUGGAGAAAAAGCAUUGAUUUAAGUGGCAUAGAGAGGAGAUUCUGGUAUGAAUUUCAUUAAUGAGACUAAUGAAAGAAUAGAGAAGAGAGUUAUGGCUUUGGAGGCCAAUUUAUUAGCAUUAGGGGUAUGAUUAGAUUAUAAAUGGAUUAGAAAGAUUAAUUAAAAGAUCAUGAACAGAUCAACAGGGUUGACAUGGCGAAUUAGAGAAUAUAGGAGGAAUUCAAGGGAAUGUUACAACUAAUUUAAUAAGAUUACACUUAAAGAUUAGACACUAGAGUAACCGAAGUCAUCAAUAGAAUUGUUAUGGAACAUGAGUAGAGGGUCAAAACUAUGGAAGAGAUGAAAUAAGCAUGGAGUUUGAAGGAUUAGAUUAAUAUGGAGAGAUUGUAAUACGAGAGGGAGGAAGUUAUAUAGAAAUUGGGAUCAUUAGAAUAAUUUCAACGAAUUGAUUCAUAAAAGAAGGAUGAAGCUAUUCGUUCAUUGUAAACUAUUAUUGAGACAUAAGUGAAUUAAAUUCUAGUAAAUAUUUAAAAUGAAGAAGCCCAAAGAUAUUCACAUGAGGUUUAAUUAAGAGGCGAUUUAUUAAAAAUAUAGGAGAAUAUCAAAUCGGAAAAUGAAUUAUUUAAAACACAUUAAGCUAACAUUACUGAGAAGAUUACAGAUAUGAUAAGAAUUGAAGUGCAAACAAGAUUGUCAACUGAUACUGAAUUGAAGAAUCUUACGUCUGCCAUUGCAACUGAUAUAGUUUCUGAUUUGAAUAGUUUAAAAGAUUAGAUAGAAAUGGCGAACAGGGCAUUGCAAACAUAGGUUAAAUAAUUAGAGAAAGACUAAGCAGAAAAAGCUGAAAGACUAUCGUUGUAUAUUGAUGAUGAAAUAAAUAAAGUAAAAAGUUAAUUUUAUUAUAUUAAUAGGCAAUUAAGACAUCUGCUUAGAAAUAUGAAAAAGUGAAGGUGAUAUUUUCUAAAUUUGGUGAAUCCUUUAAAUAGCAUAUAACAGCCUUUGAAGGGUUGAAAUAAGAUCUGAAUUCUCGGUAGACGAUCAUUGAAUAGAAUAUUGAUAUGAUUAGGUAGGACUUUUAGACUGUGAUAGAGGAUCAAUAGUCUCACUUAUUGGAAAGAAUAUCUAUUGAAAAAAAUCAAAUUUUAGAGGCUGUGAAUGCCACUGUUCAAUUUUUAGAGGAUAAGGUUAAUAAAUUAGAUGAGGAUUGCACUAAUAAAUUUAGGAUAUUUAGAGAAGUUAUUGAAGAAAAUCAAUUAGUGAUAGUUGAAAAAACUAAACUUAUUCUUGAUUAAAAUGAAUCCUAUUAAUAAACUCAAAUGAAGGGUUUAAAGUUGAUGGCUGAAAGUAUUCAGGAGUUGAAGUAACUAUUCAUUCCAUUUAAUUUAGACAGCAAUAACAAUUGAUUAAGGAAGACCAUUAGAAUCAAAUCAAAGAAGUAAAUUAAACUGUUGAAAACACUAGAUAAGAUGUUCAAUAAAUAACUAUUAAUAUUAAAGAUCUGAAUGAAAUCCAGACUCAGCACAAAAGUCUAUUGGAUGAAACUCAAACUGAUAUUGACAUACUCAAAAAAGAGAAUGAGACUAUUAUGAUCAAAUAGUAAGACAUAGAUAAGAAUAUCGAAUUAUUAGAUGAUUAACAGAAGAAGAUCCAAAAUACUUUUUAGAUACUCACCUAAAGUGUUGAAUCUGUGAAUGAUAAGACAAUAACUAUUGGAGAACGAGUAGAUGCUAUCAAUACUAAUUUUCAAUAAUUACAAGAGGAACUCAAGAUGAUUGAUUAAAAAAAUUCAAAAUUAGAAGGGGACUUAGAGGAUUCAAAUCUUAAGAUUAACAAUGAAAUCAAGAACAUUGAAGCUAGAUUGGAAGAGUCGUAGAAAACGGCUGCUUCUAUGUAGGAUUCUAUGAGACAAAAUGAUGAUCUAGACAAAAAGUAAAAUCUGGAGAUUGAUGAAUUGUAGCAAUCAGUCAAAAAUUUACAAGAUAGACUUAAAUAAUUGGCUCAAUUACCUGCUUGA
Molecule: messenger RNA, 2750 nt
Organism: Paramecium octaurelia
Lineage: Eukaryota; Ciliophora; Oligohymenophorea; Peniculida; Parameciidae
Source: the annotation of a GenBank genome assembly